Molecule: messenger RNA, 2546 nt
Organism: Mirounga angustirostris (Northern elephant seal)
Lineage: Eukaryota; Metazoa; Chordata; Mammalia; Carnivora; Phocidae
Gene: ZSCAN25
Product: zinc finger and SCAN domain containing 25
Exons: 7
Coding region: 370-2010 (546 amino acids)
Biological process (GO): regulation of transcription by RNA polymerase II
Molecular function (GO): RNA polymerase II cis-regulatory region sequence-specific DNA binding; DNA-binding transcription factor activity
Source: RefSeq, a predicted model, not a curated record
GCCGGCCCGGCCAGGGUUGCCUCAGCGUCGGGGGCGUCCCCGGACUCGAGACCUGGAAGAGCGCGGAUCUCUCACAAAACUGAAAGUAGCCAUUUUAGAGCAAGACGUGGGACACUCAGGUGAAGAAUGGCUUCUCUUUAAGCCUUCUCUUCGUCAAGUGCCGGGGAUGAAAGAUGAGUGAGGACCUUUCGCGCCUUCAGGGAAUCUGGUGGUCGGAGACACAUUGGCUGAGCACACGGUCACAUCCAGGCCACUGGCAAGUCUCUUGGUUUUACCUCCAAAAUAUGUCUUGACUCUGUCUGCUUUGCCACCAUCCCGAGCCUCUCCUGCUUGGACCACUACCUUCAGUCUUCUGGGAGGGGUGUGAAGAUGCUUAAGGAGCGUCCAAGGAUGGCAGAAGACCCUCAGCAGCAGAUGGGUGUUCCUGUGGUAAAGCUAGAGAAAGAGUUGCCAUGGGGCAGGGGAAGGGAGGACCCUAGUCCGGAGACUUUUCGUCUGAGGUUUCGGCAGUUCCGCUACCAGGAGGCAGCUGGUCCUCAGGAAGCCCUCAGGGAACUCCAGGAACUCUGUCGCCAGUGGCUGAGGCCUGAGCUGCACACCAAGGAGCAGAUCAUGGAGUUGCUGGUGCUGGAGCAGUUCCUGACCAUCCUGCCACGGGAGUUCUAUGCCUGGAUUCGGGAGCAUGGCCUGGAGAGUGGCAAGGCUCUUGUGGCCAUGGUGGAGGACUUCACAGAGAGAACAUUGGAGGCCAAGGCGGUUCCAUGCCACAUGCAGGGAGAACAACAGGAGACAGCACUUGGAAGAGGCCCUUGGGAACCAGGUGUCCACCUGGGGCCAGUGGAGAUCAAGCCCGAGUGGGGGAUGCCCCAUGGGGAAGGAGUUCAAGGCCUAGACCAAGGCACUGAGGAGCAACUCAGUCAGGAUCCUGGAGCUGGGACCCAAGCCUUCCAGGAGCAGGCUCUGCCAGUUCUUCAGGCUGGUCCUGGCCUCCCUCCAGUGAACACCAGGGACCAAGAGAUGGCAGCUGGAUUCCUUACAGCUGGAUCCCAGGGAUUGGGGCCAUUUAAAGAUAUGGCCCUGGCCUUCCCCGAGGAGGAGUGGAGGCAUGUGACCCCAGCCCAGAUAGACUGCUUUGGGGAAUACGUGGAACCCCGGGACUGUGGGGUCUCAGCUCCAGGCAUUGGGAGCAAGGAAAAGGAGUCUAAAACCCGUCAGGCAGACCUCAAGGGGGCGCUUGCUCGGGUGACGUCAGAGAGGUUUGGGGAAGCCACACUUCAGAGCCCUGAGCUUGGAAGAAGCUGUGAGCAGGAGCCCAGUAGUUCUGUGGGAAACAUGCCAGGGCCGUCGCCUCCUCAGCAUGGCGUCAUACCCCUGCCGGAUGACCUCAAGACCCACAGCUCCUUCUGGAAGCCCUUUCAGUGCCCCGAGUGCGGAAAAGGCUUUAGUCGGAGCUCAAAUCUUGUCAGACACCAGAGAACUCAUGAAGAAGAGAAAUCCUAUGGGUGCGUUGAGUGUGGGAAGGGGUUCACCUUGAGAGAGUACCUCAUGAAGCACCAGAGAACACACCUGGGAAAGAGACCCUAUGUGUGCAGUGAGUGCUGGAAAACCUUCAGCCAGAGGCACCACCUUGAGGUCCACCAGAGGAGUCACACGGGGGAGAAGCCCUUCAAGUGUGGUGACUGCUGGAAAAGCUUCACUCGGAGGCAGCAUCUGCAGGUGCAUCGGAGAACUCACACGGGGGAAAAGCCCUACACCUGUGAGUGCGGCAAGAGCUUCAGCAGGAACGCAAACCUGGCUGUGCACCGGCGAGCCCACACGGGCGAGAAGCCGUAUGGGUGCCAGGUGUGUGGGAAGCGGUUCAGUAAAGGGGAGCGGCUGGUCCGACACCAGAGGAUCCAUACUGGGGAAAAGCCCUACCACUGUCCUGCCUGCGGGAGGAGCUUCAACCAGAGGUCCAUCCUCAAUCGGCACCAGAAAACUCAGCAUCGCCAGGAGACCCUGGUGCAGUAAGGGUGCCAUGCUGAAAGGCACCUUUUUUGUAAAUGGAAGGUCCUGGAAGGUGCAGGACCUUUCAGGACCACAAAUGGAGGGAGACCUCAUUGGAGGAUGUAUUCGUCUUUACUCACUGAAGGGCUUUGAAGUGGGGGCUGAAGAGUGAUGGGUGCAGAAAGGCACUUUGACCCAUUUUCUUUCCAUUUGUUGAAAACAGAACCAGGGAAAGGCCUGAUUUAUUUUGAGUUUCCAGAGAGCACAGCUCCUCAUGUCUUUUAUCCAAGUGAUGUGAACAGUUUCUCACCGUCUUUUGGGGAAAGGCUAUCCUGAAUUUCAGAGCCUCCUUUGGUGGAACGUUCAUAUCCGCCUCUUGAGCAAGUCUGGUAGUUAAAGCAAAAUUUUCUCCCGUGUUGGAAGCUUAAACCUCAUUUUUAUGAGGGCUGUAUCUACCUGCAAGAUCAUUAGUUCAGACUUUGCCUUUCUUCUUUUCCAUUUAACAAAUAUUUAUUGAACAGCUACUCUGUGCCUGGUGCUGGGAACACAGUGGUGAACAA